AUGAUAGAUUCCCUGUCUACAGAAAUUCUGUUGACCAUCCUUGAAUGCUUGUCCCCGCUUGAUCUUUUCUCUGCUAUCAGAGCCUCGCCAAUCGUAUACCGCACCUUUAUCGCCUACAAACAACAUCUUCUCAGACAUACUCUCCGCCAGGCCAUCCACCCCGCAUGUGGAGCGGACAUUCAUACCGCGCUGGAUGCACAGAAUAUUCCCAAACUGAUUAAGUCCGGCGAAAGCAUUACCAGAGUCAAGGCAGAAUGUUUCUCACUUUUUGCCACCGACCGCACUCGUCGGCGUCGAAAUAUCGACCAGUUCAGCGUGGAUAAUGCGAACCUCGAUACCUUGUUUUAUCUCCAUGUCAACGUUGAACGCCUGAUUGAUAGCUAUUGCCACUGGUCACUGGGCAAUUUGACCUCGCACCAUGAAAAACCAACACAGUUCCAAACAACAACCGUCCACCCAAGAGCGACGCUGUCAUCUACCGAACAAGCCCGUCUUCAACGGGCGUUCUACCGAUACGAAAUCUAUGCGAGAUUCCAGCGUGUAUUACAUCUCCUGACCGACAAAAGCGGGGCCCUAAAUUUCUCUCAAAUUGUGUUGAGCUUCAUCUCGCAAUUCACCCCCUAUGAAUUCGAAGAGAUUAUCAGCGUACGACAAUUCCUCGCUCAAUUCAUUAGAUCGCUCUGCGAAAGAGUCGACGAUGAUGUCGUGGCUUCUUGUUACCUCCCUGAUUCUGUCGGCGCCGGCGUCGAGAAAGAAGCUUCGGGAAAUGCAGUAUCAAUGAAAAUUGAAGGCCUUAAGGACCUUUCCUUCUUUGCGAAGUCAUACCGAGAUACCCACCACUUGGAUCAUGUGAAAUUCCUUGCAUCAUGCGGCUUACCAUACGUUUUUCGUCUGAGUCUUAUGGAACCCCAAGCCCUCAAACACGCCAUACUCAACUCAUACGUCGAGUCGCGCAACAACACCGUCAUGGACUUCUUUUUCCAGGGGGGCUAUAUAUUGAAUCGUGUGAUGAGAAACAGAAAGAUAUUGUCCUUCGGGGUAAACUGGUUUCCAUCCCCCGUGAUGAAGUCAGCAGUUGCAACCUAG
Molecule: messenger RNA, 1086 nt
Organism: Penicillium crustosum
Lineage: Eukaryota; Fungi; Ascomycota; Eurotiomycetes; Eurotiales; Aspergillaceae
Exons: 1
Coding region: 1-1086 (361 amino acids)
Source: RefSeq, a predicted model, not a curated record